Messenger RNA from Asterias rubens (European starfish), 969 nucleotides. Its product is annotated as sulfotransferase 1A1-like. Gene Ontology annotation, molecular function: sulfotransferase activity. Lineage: Eukaryota; Metazoa; Echinodermata; Asteroidea; Forcipulatida; Asteriidae. The transcript is spliced from 6 exons. Gene Ontology annotation, cellular component: cytoplasm. The coding region runs from base 1 to 873 and encodes 290 amino acids. The record is from RefSeq and is a predicted model, not a curated record. Gene Ontology annotation, biological process: sulfation.
AUGGCCGGUCCCACUCCUCAUUCCGAUGAGGUAUUGUACCUUCAUAAAGGUAUUCCUUUUGACGAAAGAUUCGUCCCGAUGAAUAGCUGGAAUGCCAUCGAGAGGUUCCAAGCUCGUCCAAAUGACAUCAUCAUCAAUACAUUUCCAAGAAGCGGAACCCACUGGCUACGGCGAAUCGUAGAGAUCAUUAUGGACUAUCCCGCGACUCCCGUAGUCGACAUGGUUAUUAUGGAGAUCACAAUGCCCGGCAGUGCCAAGCCAGUCUACAAAGAGCUUCAACAACUGAGGACAGACAGACCACGGGUUAUCGUUACCCAUCUACCACUCACGCUCUUCCCAAAAUCCCUCUUAGAGACGGAUGGUGUUAAGAUAAUCUACUGUAUGCGGAACUUUUUGGACGUAGUCGCAUCUUCGUUCGAGUAUGGAAAGAAAAGCUUAAUUAUGACGGACGUGCUAGACUACUCCAAGUUCGUCAAGUUUUAUGCUGACGGCAAAUGUAUGUUUGGGGAUUGGGCUGAACAUAUCAAGUUGAUGUGGGCUCGAAGAGAAGAAAAAAACACUCUUGUGAUCAAAUACGAGGAACUGAAGACGGAUUUCGAACAAACAACUAGAGCUAUUGGGGACUUUUUAGGGCGCCCUCUGUCAUCAGACAAACUUCGGCAGUUGGAUGAAGGUUCCUCUCUCGAACGGAUGAGAGCGGACCAGGAAGAUGGUGGUGAAUGGGUUAAAUACACCAAGCCUGUACAAAAAGGUGAGGUAAGUUUUGGAAGAGGGCUGUAUUCCGAUAAAGAUUUCGCUUUAUUGAAGAAAUAUGUGGAUGAGUCUCUAGCUGGAACUGGAAUUCACUUUCCAACGGGUGACGAUAUUAAUUAAAGGCAUUAUUGAUGAAUAAUUGAAAUGCAGUGGACACACUAGAUAAUUACUCAAAAUAAUCUGUUAUAUAAAAACUUACUUGGAAAUCAGGCAGUA